AUGAAAGGACUUUUUUGGCAGAAGAAGGCAGUGACAGUGAUACAGUCUGCUGUCUUUAUGGCUUGCUUCUUCGGUGGAUCCCCGACCGCAUCCGGCGAUGACGCUCCGGAGGCAGUGUUAAAGCUUCCAAAUGGCAAGGAGCAUCGCAUCAAGGUUCUAAAGCCUACGCUGGGCGAAGAGCUGUUCCUGGACAUUCGAGACCUGCACCGGUCAACAGGCUACUUUGUGUACGACCCUGGUUUCACAUGCACGGGGUCGUGCAUGUCGGCCAUAACCUUCAUCGACGGUCCCAAGGGAGUCUGCCUUUACCGCGGCUUUCCAGUGCCGGACCUCGUCGACUCCGCCCAGGCAUUGGAGGUUGCUUACCUCCUCCUCGUCGGCGAGAAGCCCGAUCCAGAGCAGUAUCUGCAGUUUCAGAAAGAGAUCAAACAGCACAUGUUGGUGCAUGAAAAGGUGAAAGCAAUGUUCACAAACUUCACCAUCAAUGCACAUCCAAUGGCCAUCAUGGUAGCUGUCAUUGGCGCGUUAAGCUCUGUCUUCAGCGAGCUCGACCCAUCCAACGAGAUACACCGCUGGUUGGCUUGCACACGCCUCAUUGCCAAGGUGCCUGUUUUGGCGUGCAUGGCCUACAAGACUUCCAUUGGUCAGCCAUUCAUGUACCCGAGGGCCGACUUGUCCUUUGCAGAGAACUUCCUGUACAUGAUGUUUGCCACACCUAUGGAGGAGUACAGUGUGAACCCAGUAUCGGCGAAGGCAAUCAAUGCCUUCAUGAUCCUGCACAUGGACCAUGAACAGAAUGCCUCCACUUCCACGGUACGCAUUGCAGGCAGUUCGCAGGCCAAUCCUUAUGCCUGCAUCGCUGCAGGCGUAGCUUCCCUCUGGGGCCCAGCCCACGGUGGCGCCAACGAGGCAGUCAUCAACAUGCUGGAGCAGAUAGGAAGCAAAGACAAGGUAGCUCAAUUUGUGGCUGAUGUGAAGGCCAAGAAGGAAGGGGUACGGCUGAUGGGUUUCGGCCAUCGAGUCUACAAGAAUUAUGACCCCAGAGCACGUGUAAUGAAGACGUUGGUCGCGGAGGUGCUCAAAGAGCUUGGCGUGGAAGAUCCGCUCCUGGGAAUCGCCCAGGAGUUGGAAAAGGUGGCCCUGAGUGAUAGCUACUUCAUAGAUCGGAAGCUCUACCCGAAUGUGGACUACUACUCAGGGAUUAUGCUGCGAGCAAUUGGCAUCCCGACCAGCAUGUUCACGGUGAUGUUUGCCAUGUCCAGGACGGUCGGAUGGGUUUCGCAGUGGAACGAGAUGGUUUCGGAGAAGCAGAUGCGCAUUGGCCGUCCAAGGCAGCUCUACGUGGGGCCGGGUGAGCGGAAAGAGCCUUGGAAGGCGGCGCAGGAUCUCGACUCCUCCACGGCAAAGGAAGUGGUCAUCGACAACUCCUCGCAAGGUCCCAUCCGCUUCAAGCCUCG
This is a messenger RNA of Symbiodinium necroappetens, 1457 nucleotides long. Lineage: Eukaryota; Dinophyceae; Suessiales; Symbiodiniaceae. The record is from the annotation of a GenBank genome assembly.